Molecule: messenger RNA, 616 nt
Organism: Rosa rugosa (rugosa rose)
Lineage: Eukaryota; Viridiplantae; Streptophyta; Magnoliopsida; Rosales; Rosaceae
Product: NADH dehydrogenase [ubiquinone] 1 beta subcomplex subunit 7
Exons: 2
Coding region: 102-398 (98 amino acids)
Cellular component (GO): mitochondrion
Source: RefSeq, a predicted model, not a curated record
GGAAGUCGAAACCGUAUAUCAUCCUCAAUCGCCACCUGAAACUCUAGCUCUGAUCAAAACGGUCAAAACGACGUCGUAGCGCGGAGGGUGGAACCCUAAAAAUGGCAGCGGAGGGAACAACGAAGAAGAUGAUAGCGACGCAGGAGGAGAUGGUGGAGAAUCGGGUGCCGAUAGCGUAUCGGGACCAGUGCGCGCACUUGCUGAUCCCUCUGAACAAGUGCCGCCAGGCCGAGAUGUACCUGCCGUGGAAGUGCGGCAACGAGCGCCACGUGUACGAGAAGUGCGAGUACGAGCUCGUCAUGGAGCGGAUGCUCCUGAUGCAGAAGAUCCGAGAGAAGGAGGCCCAGAUUCAGCAGGGACUCGCCAUCCCUCUCAUUCCCAAGACCGCCGGCGCUUAGAGGAAGCUGAAUUUCGUGAGCUGUGGAUAAUUUGAUGCUUUUCACUGCUGAUGAUGAUAAAUUUCAUGGGACUGUACUGAGACAAUUGUUAUAGACUGUCCUUUUCUUUUCUCAGUUGUUCAACCAAUUUCAACAUAUUGAAUAAAUUAAAUUCCUCAUUUGCCGGAUUUUGUAUUGGUACUCUGGAAGGGUAAUUGCAUGUUUGAGCUUUGCUAUUA